Molecule: messenger RNA, 2397 nt
Organism: Eucalyptus grandis
Lineage: Eukaryota; Viridiplantae; Streptophyta; Magnoliopsida; Myrtales; Myrtaceae
Product: putative pentatricopeptide repeat-containing protein At3g18840
Exons: 2
Coding region: 521-2119 (532 amino acids)
Biological process (GO): RNA modification
Molecular function (GO): RNA binding; protein binding
Source: RefSeq, a predicted model, not a curated record
AGCACAUGAUAAACCGGCAAAAGCAAAAUUCAGCAUCUGCUGUUUUUUUACCAACUUCUGCCAGCCCAGGAUUUGGCUGCUGACACUGACACUGAUUCCUCUCUCUCUCGUCACCGAAAUCUGUUCUCUGUCACGAGCCCGAGUCUUUUGUUAUUGUCUUAGAAGCUGGUAAGUAUCGAGGGUCGUUUGAGCAGAGAUGGGUUCCUUCUUCUCGUCCUUUCCCAUGUAACAUCUGACACAAACAUGUAAAUGAGGUCCUUGAAAGAUGGUCUGGCCUACCAGGCGAGGGCAGUUAAGUCCGGCUUCGUCCCCAGCACUUUCCUGUUCAACCAGCUCAUCCGCCUCAACUCCCAGAAUGGCCUCUUUGCGAGAAGCCCACAAGCUGUUCGACGAAAUGCCCCACCGGAACGUGUACUCCUCGAACGCCCUGAUUUCGGCUUACGUAAAAGCUCGGGACUUGACCUGAGCCAGGGCGUUGUUCGACUCCGCCACUGACAGGGACUUGGUAACUUAUAAUUCGAUGCUGACCGGUUACGUGACCGUCGAAGGACAUGAAAGCGAUGCGCUCGAAUGGUUUGACGAGAUGCAGUUGAUGCGUGAUCGUCUUAAGUUCGACGAGUUUACUUUGAAGGCGAUGCUAAACUUGGUGGCAAAGUUACGUGUGCAGUGUUAUGGGACACAGUUGCAUGCUUAUAUUGUGAGGACAGGGAAUGAUACGGAUAAGUAUGUCAUGAGCUCCUUAAUUGACAUGUACUCUAAAUGUGGGAGUUUCGGAGAAGCAUACAGAGUGUUCUGUGAAUCAAAAGCGGAGGUCGAUUUGGUUUCCAAGAAUACGAUGAUGGCAGCUUGUUGUAGGGAAGGUAAAAUGGAAGUGGCUUUAGAUCUGUUCCAGAGAUUGCCCGAGUUAAAUGAUACAGUGUCUUGGAAUAUUUUGAUUUCUGGCUAUGCACAGAACAGUUUUGAGGAGGAGUCCUUGAAUUUCUUUAUGAAAAUGAGGGACAGUGGAUUUGGGUGGAAUGAGCACACAUUCGCUAGUGUUCUGAAUGCUUGCUCCAGCAUGCGGAAUUCAAAGCUUGGAAAGGAGAUACAUGCUUGGGUUUUGAGAGAAGGAGUGAUAUCAAAUCUCUUUGUUAAGAGUGCUCUAGUGGAUGUUUACUGCAAGUGUGGAAAUAUUAAAUAUGCGGACUUAGUUUAUGCGACAAUUGAGUGCGAGAACUCCUUUUCGACAACUUCUAUGAUCGUGGGUCAUUCAUCUCAAGGUGCCUGUGCAUUGCAGGCGGCCCUGGAUCCUGGAAAACAAAUUCAUGCUCACUCACUAAGAAAAGGGAUGGAAAUGGAGGAGAAGCUGAUUAGUGCCACAAUCGACAUGUAUUUUAAGUCUGGCAGUACUGAAUAUGCAGGAAAGAUAUUUCAAAAACUCACGGGAAGAGACUUGAUUCUCUACAAUAUCAUGAUUUCCGGUUAUGCAAAUCAUGGGCACGAAGAUCAAGCUAUGGAGCUGUAUAAAGAGAUGUUGGAGAGAGGUUUGAAACCUGAUGAGGUCACCUUUAUUGCGCUUCUAUCUGCUUGCCGUCAUAGUGGGUUAGUGGAAAUGGGGGAAAAGUAUUUCAAGUCCAUGGUAGAAGAUUACAAAAUAGUGCCUGAAAUGGAUCACUAUGCCUGUAUGAUUGAUCUGUAUGGAAGGGCAAAUCGACUAGAAAAGGCGAUGGGUCUCAUGAAGAAAAUUCCCAGGAAUUCGGAUCCUGUGAUUUUGGGGGCUUUUUUGAAUGCCUGCAAGAUAAAUAGGAACCUCAGUCUCGCAAGAGAAGCGGCAGAGCAGCUAUUGGUUAUUGAGGAAGAUAAUGGAUCUCGGUAUGUGCAGCUGGCAAAUGUAUUUGCAGCUGAGGAAAAUUGGGCAGAGAUGCGCAAGAUAAGAGAGAAAAUGAGAGGGAAGGAAACCAAGAAGCUUGCUGGCUGCAGUUGGGUGUAUCUUGAGAAUGGAAUUCAUGCUUUUACCUCUGGUGACACGUCGCAUUCAAAAGCAGAGGCUAUCUAUUCGAUCUUGGAGUUCCUAUCUGCAGAUUUACGUGUGCUACCCAAUUCAAGUGUUGGAAAGAUUACAACUUUAACAUUGACAUAAGGGGACAGAUGAAUUCAAAUGCUUGGUACAGGAAGGUCUGUGGCUGCUUUCAAGAGCAUAUAUAUAUUUAAAAGAGGAUGAGGUACGGAAACUUGGACUAGAUUCAAUUUGAAUUAGACUUUGCCCCUCCCUGUCAUGACGCGAUUGAUAUUUCUCUUUGCUAGAUAAUAGGUGUUCAUUAUUCUGAUUAAUACACAGCAACGAAUUCAACUGUAGAAUGGUGGGGGCUGUUGCCCUCAUCUAAAUACUAUAAAAACUAGCUGGUAGCCCACACAUUG